UCCUUUCUUUCAAAUGGCAUGAAUCCUAUAGCAUAAGUUCUUUUCCUCUUCAUGAGUUCCUAUUUUCCGGAAAGCUAGAAGCCUAAGUCCAUAAAUGUCUAUAUAAGAUAAGAGAUAUGAUAUGAUGCCAUAUUGAUAAUGAUGCUAUUUAUUGCUUACACUCACCUUAUGUACUAAUUCCUUCAAGGUGAGGCAGAAUGUCAAUAAUUGCUCCAUAAUGAAAUCGGGGGAUCACGACCUUACGUCACCCCGAUAGAGUAUAGUUGAUCUUGAGUCUUAUGCAUGUACUAUGAUAAGCAUAUUAUUACAAGUAUUUUUUAUGAGCAUGUCAUGAUCAUAUUACACCGCGCCUAGUUGGCCGGGCAGUCACCGCCAAGGCGGGCAGCUAUACGGAUACACCAUGACCUUUUGGCAUGGGCAGACACCACUAGUGGGCGGCAUGAGAUGGUACCCCGGACGCGGGAGGCCUGGACGCGGGCUAAUGUUAUUGAUUAUUACACCGUUCCGAUAUGGACGGGCAGCUUGCAUAUUAUGCAUAUAUGAGAUUAUGAUGAGUAUGAGUAAGACAGCAUGCAUUACUUCUUUUAUGAUUGUCAUUCAGAUUCAGAUGUUUCAUAUUGAUGUUCACAUUAUAUUAUCACUGUCUUUCUUCAUUGUUUAUGCCUCUCAUACUCAGUACAAUGUUCGUACUGACGUCCGUUUUCUUUGGACGCUGUGUUCAUGCCCACAGGUAGACAGGAAGGUGAGCUUGGUCCAGACCCUUAGUAGCUGUCAACUGAUCGAGAGCACUCCAUUGUCCGGAGCAAUGCCUUUGAGAAAGAAGAAGAAAGUCAGCACAAUACUAGGUGCUGCGGGAGAAGGCACCAGCCGAGAGCCCCCGGUUGAACUAGGACAUAGUGAGUCUCAGAGUGCCACUCCCUCGCAUGCUACCUCUAUUCCACCAGUAGCAGAAGAGCAUGAAGAGGUCUCCACUCUAGCUCCAGUGCAUCCAGUCCCUCCACCGGUUGCUUCGGGUCAACAAGUGACCGAGGCCAUCCAUUUACUGACACAGUUGGUUGCCGCCCAGGCACAACGGCAGAAUGCGAGUUCACGUGAUCAGUCAGCUAGUACUAGAGCUCGUGAUUUUAUAAGUCUGAAGCCUCCGGAAUUUUUCGGGUCAAAGCCGGAUGAAGACCCGCAAGGUUUUAUUGAUGAGAUGUUGAGGACAUUGAAAAUUAUUCAUGCCUCCGAGACUGAGUCCGUGGAGUUGGCAUCUUAUAGACUCCGGGACGUGGCAGUGUUAUGGUAUAACAACUGGGUGCUGUCAAGAGGAGAGAAUGCGCCUCCGCCUGUAUGGCAGGAAUUUGUGGAUGCUUUUAUUCGUCACUACUUGCCGCCCGAGGUCCGCCGAGCUAGAGCGGACAGGUUCUUGAAUCUAAAGCAAGGAACCAUGAGUGCUCGAGAGUAUAGCCUGCAAUUUAAUUCCUUAGCCCGGUAUGCCCCGACUAUGGUGGCCGACAUGGGGGAUCGUGUGCAUAGAUUUGUGAGUGGUUUGGAGCCACACUUAUUCAAAGACUGUCUGACAGCCUCGUUGCAAGCAGGGAUGGAUAUUGCCCGAAUACAAGCUCAUGCUCAGACUCUAGAAGGACAGCAACCUCCGCAAAGGAGUGACUGGGAUGUUGAUCGAAGGCAAAACAAGAGGGCUAGAUCGAUGGGAGCAAGCAGUGAAUAUAAAGGGGGAUCAAGGCAAAACUAUUCUAGUCACUCAGGUCAAUCGGUGACUAGUGUACCUCCACGAGUUGCAAGUCAAGGGUACGAUUUCUCUAGUCAUCCCGGACCGGAUCAGAGUUUUACAGAGUCAGGCUCUCGGUAUAGGGGAGAUUAUAGCCAGAGAAGACCCCCAGCACCGCGGUGCAGUCAGUGCGGUAGACUACAUUCCGGACGGUGUCUCCAGGGAUCAGAUGCUUGUUACGCCUGUGGCCAGGUUGGGCACAUUAUGAGAGAUUGCCCGUCGAUGAGUGGUAGAGUUGGGACUCAGCCCACAGGUUCAGUAGUUGGUUCUUCAUUAGCACGCCCGACAGCACAGACUCCCCAGAUAACAGCAGGCCGAGGUAGAGGCAGAGGGGGAGCAUCUACUUCAGGUGCCACUCAGCCCCGUAUAUAUGCUCUAACAGAGCGACAGGAUCCAGAGUCAUAGCCUGAUGCCAUCACAGAUACAUCUGCACCUUUGAUAAUGUGUGAAAGGAGAAAUGAAUAUUUGUAAUAUUAAGCAAGUAUGAAUUGAGAGGUUUUAUUCUAUGUAGCGACGGUAAUCGAUAAAGUACGAUUUGUGAUAUUAACAAUGUUUAUAUAUAUAUAUAUAUAUAUAUAUAUAAAAGAGUGGCAUACGCUACCAAGUAAGUUAGUA
Lycium barbarum (goji berry) is the source of this 2386-nucleotide messenger RNA. RefSeq lists its product as uncharacterized. Gene Ontology annotation, molecular function: nucleic acid binding; zinc ion binding. The transcript has 2 exons. The record is from RefSeq and is a predicted model, not a curated record. Lineage: Eukaryota; Viridiplantae; Streptophyta; Magnoliopsida; Solanales; Solanaceae. The coding region runs from base 401 to 2176 and encodes 591 amino acids.